Molecule: messenger RNA, 384 nt
Organism: Diabrotica balteata
Lineage: Eukaryota; Metazoa; Arthropoda; Insecta; Coleoptera; Chrysomelidae
Source: the annotation of a GenBank genome assembly
AUGUUUAAAUUGCUGAUAAUUUGUAUUGUUGUGACAAUUGCAUACGCUAAACCAGGUGGUUUGGGUUACGGAGGAUAUGGUGGGUAUGGUGGGUAUGGCGGAUACGGAGGAUAUGGAGGAUAUGGAGGAUACGGCCAAUAUGGAUUAGCUCCAGCAACUAGUUAUAGCUCCCGUGUCGACUACCAUUCACCUGCCAUCAAAACCUACGUAGCACCUGCAGUGAGCUACCACGGUGCUCCCCUAUUACCUUCUUACGAACUUAGUCACGGAUAUGGUGCAGGUCUGGGGUACGGUUAUGGCUUAGGACACGGUCACGGUCUAGGACAAGGUUACGGAGGCUACGGCAAUGGAUAUUCUUUGGGAGGCUACGGUCAUGGCUGGUAG